AUGGAAUUUCGAUUCUUGAUAUUCUAUUGUUCAAUUCCAAAACAGAUUUGGUUGAGAACAUCGAAAGAAGAAGUUCCCGUAUUUGAAUCUAAAAAAUAUUUCAUCUUAAAUCAAAAUGCUGCACAAAAAAUAAGAUUUAAUGAUAAUUUUCUUGGGACUUUUGUAAUUCUGCGUAGUCAGCAGAUGGAAUCGACCGACCAUUUCCGUCCACUUCCACUUCCCUUCCCAUCAUUCAUAAAUUUUAUAUUUGAUGUUGGAGUUGAUGAUGUCAGUGGCAUGUUAUGUCGACUGAUGAUUUCGAUUAAUUUAAGAGUUGCAAAAAAAUUUAUGCUAUGA
Clunio marinus is the source of this 336-nucleotide messenger RNA. Lineage: Eukaryota; Metazoa; Arthropoda; Insecta; Diptera; Chironomidae. The record is from the annotation of a GenBank genome assembly.